AUGCUGACACCGGAAAAUAGCGAGAUGAGACAACAGGAGAAGAUGGUAGCCGCGAUGUUUCCCUUGCGAUUCCACUCGGCAAUUUCGGCACUUGUGGUACUUGUGGCAGAGGCGGUAGUGGUCGUUGUAGAAGAACUUGUUGCUGUCGUCGUCGACCUACUGGAGGUCGUCGAAGUUGAAGUGGUUGUAGACUGGGUAGAGGUCGAUGUGGUUGAGCUUGUACUCGUAGUUAUAGUCGAAGUAGAUGAUGUGCUAGUAGAAGUGGAAGUGGAAGCUGAGGUUGACGAAGUAGAGGUGGUUGAUGUGUCCGAAUAUGUUGUACUCGUCGAUGUUUCUGAGCUCGUACUCGCGGUUGUUGUUAAUGUUGUUGAUUCGGAGGUUGUGGGUGUAUCACGAGCGAUAAUGAUGACUCGAUCGAUAUCGUCUCGUGCACUAGGAUGGUUCAAGUUUUCAUCGGUACUGGAUGAUGGAACAUCAUAUAUUUCGGAUUCGAUUGAAGACGUUGAGGGCCUAUACGGCUGGCAUGCGAUUAAUGCAAAAUGCGACGCUAGUAGCAGAAUAGCUGUUCCUCGGAGUCUGGUCAUGUUGAUCAUAAGCUACCACGAGAGAGGGAAAUAA
Messenger RNA from Penicillium subrubescens, 618 nucleotides. RefSeq lists its product as uncharacterized. The coding region runs from base 1 to 618 and encodes 205 amino acids. NCBI's taxonomy places the organism in Eukaryota, Fungi, Ascomycota, Eurotiomycetes, Eurotiales, Aspergillaceae. The record is from RefSeq and is a predicted model, not a curated record. The transcript has a single exon.